ACUCGAAGAGAGAGAAAGGAACAUCUUUCCAAAUCCCAAUCCACAACAAACCAAAAAGAAAAAAAAUCGAUGGAAACAAAGAAUCGAGACGAGAUCCACGAUGAGAGAGAAAAGGAAGCAUAAUCACCAUCGACUCAGGCUCCCUUUAAUUCUUCAAACUCCUCAAAAUAACAAUGGAAGCGAUCAUAUUAUUAAUAUUAAAAUUAGUAAUUCCUCCUCGACCCACUCCUUUAAUCUCUUCAAUUCUUCUUGCGAUUACAACCUCGAGACCCCCUUGGAUAAAGUUGGGCGUAAAUCUCUUGAGAGAGAAAGUAACGAUUCUCUCAUAUCUGACCAGUCCCUCCCUCUCUCUCUAUAUUUGUUCUCUCUCUCUCUUCUUUUCUGCUUUAUUGUUUGGAGGCAUGCGUUAAAUGAUGGUGCAGUCGAUUUGGGGAUUUUCCUCUCUGGAUUAGGGUUUUCUUCUCGGAGGCAGCGGCGUUUUUAUAGUCUGCUUGGUUAAUUAGUGAAGCUGCUAAAAUGGAGAAGGCAGAGGGAGAAAAGAAGUGUCCCGAGGACAAGACCACCAAGCGGAAGAUGAAGACUGCUGUUCAACUUGAGCUUCUCGAGAAGACCUAUGCCAUUGAGAACUACCCGUCAGAGGCUCUGAGGGCAGACCUUUCAGCAAAAUUGGAUCUCACAGAUCGACAAUUGCAAAUGUGGUUUUGCCAUAGGAGGCUUAAGGACCGCAGGAAAGAUGAGGAUGGAUCAUCAAAGAGGCAGAAAAAAGCCGCUUCUGAGCCCUCCAAAGACCCUGAUGCCAUGGACUCUGCCAGUCGAGACGAUCGUUCCAUGGCUUCAAAUAUUUUUGUUGGUAUGAGAAAGGAUGUGGUGCCAAGAAGCAGUGAGAUGCCCAUGGUGAAGAGGUUUAUUGAUCUCCAACCUUCGGUAGAGAACCGUGUAAUUGCUGCUAUUGAAGCUCAACUUGGGGAGCCUCUUCGAGAGGAUGGUCCUGCUCUUGGUGUGGAAUUUGAUCCCUUGCCUCCUGGUGCCUUUGGUUCUCCCUUAGGGCAACAAAUGCUAUCAGGGCGGUUAUAUGAUGGUAAAAUAUAUGAAAGACAGGAGGCAAAGCCUGGCAUGGCUUCACCCCCAAUGCCAAAUAUGGAACAUGGCUUUCUACAAAGUUCAUCUAGUGGCAAAAGGAAAGCAUCUGGAGGAAAUGUUCAUAUGGUUCUUCCUCAAGUUGGUACAAGAACUCCUCCUCUUGAGUAUAAAUUUCUUCCUGAGCAACCCAGUGUAAGACCUGAAGCGCAUGAAAGAGCUGCUACGUCAUCAAACUCUUAUGAUACCCCAUUUGAAGCUCUUGGCCAUAGGGGGCCAUCAUUAUCUACAGGAGGGGCUUUCCUCCAUCAUAGUGAACCAUUGGCUUCAAGCUAUGCUUACCCAUCUCAAAUGGUGAAUGUCAAUCGUUCUUCCCAUGGAAGGCAUGAACACAGUUAUUCUCAAGGUUCAGCUGACUAUGAUAGUGGUCAACACAAGAAUUCACUUGCACAUUUUGGAAGCGAUCCUCAUGUUGUACCUCAUCCAGUACUUGGGCUAGACAAUCCCUAUGCUUCAUCUGACCAGCUGAUCUGUGCAGAUGAAGAUGCUUCUAGAAUGGAGAGGAAGCGAAAGGCUGAGGAAGCACGGAUUGCUAAGGAAGUUGAAGCUCAUGAGAAGCGAAUCAGAAAGGAGCUGGAAAAGCAAGACCUUCUGAAGAGAAAGAGAGAAGAACAAACCAGGAGGGAAAUGGAGAGGUAUGAUCGUGAGAGGCGGAAAGAAGAAGAACGGUUGGUUCGUGAAAGGCAGCGUGAGGAGGAGCGGUUCCAGCGAGAACAGAAACGUGAAGUUGUAAGACGAGAGAGGUUCUUGCAGAAGGAAAGUCUAAGAGCUGAGAAAAUGCGGCACAAAGAAGAGCUUCGAAGAGAGAAGGAGGCUGCAAGGUUGAAAGCUGCUAAUGAAAGAGCUACAGCUCGUCGCAUUGCUAGAGAAUCUAUGGAACUUGUUGAAGAUGAACGCUUAGAACUUAUGGAGCUUGCUGCAUCAUGCAAAGGUCUUCCAUCAGUUGUUUUCCUGGACAUGGAAACUUUGCAGAAUCUUGAGUUGUUCAAAGAUAAGCGGGGUGCCUUUCCUCCUCGAUCAGUAAGGCUAAAAGAACCUUUCACAAUUCGUCCUUUGAAGGAUUCGGAAGAAAACGUCGCAAAUCUUUUGAUGGUUUGGAGGUUUUUAAUCACAUUUGCUGAUGUCCUUGGCCUAUGGCCAUUUACACUCGAUGAAUUUGUCCAAGCUUUUCAUGACCAUCAGGACUCAAGGUUAAUGGGGGAGAUACAUAUUGUGCUCCUGAAAUCGAUAAUCAAAGAUAUUGAAGAUGUUGCAAGGACACCUUCUGUUGGAACUGGGGCCAAUCAAAACAGUGCUGCUAAUCCUGGUGGUGGACACCCACAAAUUGUUGAAGGAGCAUAUGCAUGGGGUUUUGAUAUUCGGAGCUGGCAGCGGCACUUAAAUCCAUUAACAUGGCCUGAAGUGCUGCGACAAUUUGCUCUAUCAGCAGGCUUUGGGCCACGAUGGAAGGAAAAAGGUCCACGACAAGCAUACUUUCGUGAUGAGAAUGAGGGUCAUGAUGGUGAAGAUGUUGUAUCUACGCUUCGAAGUGGAGCAGCAGCGCAAAAUGCUGUUUCUAUGAUGCAUGGGAAGGGGAUCUCUCACCUGAGAAAAUGUCGGCACCGCUUAACUCCUGGAACGGUCAAAUUUGCAGCAUUCUAUGUUCUCUCCCUUGAAGGAAGUAAAGGACUUACCAUUCUAGAAGUGGCUGACAAAAUUCAGAAAUCUGGACUCCGCGACCUAACAACAAGCAAGACACCUGAGGCUUCCAUUGCGGCCGCACUUUCAAGGGAUGGAAAUCUUUUUGAAAGGACUGCUCCAUCAACAUAUUGUGUACGCCCCGCUUUUAGAAAAGACCCUGCUGAUAGAGAUGCCAUAUUGCAGGCUGCUAGGGAAAAAAUACGUCAAUUCCAGAGUGGGUUUUCAGAUUCAGAAGAAGCCGAAAAGGAUUUAGAAGAUGCUGAAGAUGUCGCGGAUGAAGAGUUUGAUAUCGAUGAAGCUGAGGAUCCUGAAAUUGAUGAUGGGCUGGAUGGUCUGCAAAAUUCAGAUAAGGGGUUAUUUUCUGUGAAUGAAGAAGACAAGGCUGACCAAGCAUCAACUCCCUCAGAAGAAGAAAAGAGUGAGCAGAUAAAGGACAAGGUUGGCAAAACUCGCGGAGUUUUAAUAGAUAACUCAAAUGAUGCAAAGAAGGCAAGCAUUCUUAACGGGCAGCCUGCCGAUGAAAAUAUAAACGAGCAAGAGGAUGCAGAGAUAGAUGAGAGCCACACUGGAGAAUCAUGGGUUCAAGGACUGACUGAAGGGGAAUACUCUGAUCUCAGUGUUGAAGAGCGGCUGAAUGCACUUGUUGCAUUAAUCGGUGUUGCAAUAGAAGGAAAUUCAAUCCGGGUUGUACUUGAGGAACGCUUGGAAGCAGCAAAUGCCUUAAAAAGGCAGAUGUGGGCUGAGGCACAGCUCGAUAAACGACGUAUGAGAGAAGAACACUACUCUAAGUCACAGGUAUCCAAUUUUACAGGGACCAAGGCAGAGGGAGUUUCGAACCAUAAUGGAGCAGAAGGUGGGCAAAGUCCUUUACCUCAGGUUGAUAACAAAGGCGAGGAGUUUUUUUCUGCAACCAAGCAGGAUCAAUCCAUUGAUGCUCAAAAUGUUCAAAGUUAUCUUCAUAAUAUGCUAUCUGAAAAGAACCCAACAGGGCAAGAGCUCGCUGUUGGCCAAGAUAUUUCCCCAUACCAACAGCAAGCAUUUGCAUUUGAGAAGUCUCGUGCCCAAUUAAAAGCAUAUAUUGGUCAUAGAGCAGAGGAAUUGUAUGUCUAUAGGUCUUUGCCUCUUGGUCAAGAUCGCAGACGUAAUCGGUACUGGCGAUUUGUUACUUCUUCUGGGAGUGAUCCUGGGUGUGGAAGGAUAUUUUUUGAGUCUCAUGAUGGUUGCUGGAGGAUCAUUGAUACAGUUGAGGGAUUUGAUGCUCUUUUGGCUGCACUUGAUAUACGAGGUAUUAGGGAAUCCCAUCUAUAUUCUAUGUUGCAGAAAAUAGAGAGCUCAUUUAAAGAAGUCGCCAAGAGCAACUUGUAUUCUAUGAAUCCUACAGAGGUGACUGCAAUUGCCACGAAAAUAGAAUCCAUUGAUACUGCCUCUUGUUCUGUUCCCAAGGUGGAGGUUGAUAGUCCUACCAGUGUGGUUUGGGACGAUAGUUCUGAUUUUUGGGAGCAGUCGAAAUCAUUUAAGAUUGAGCUUGGGAGAACUGACUUGGAGAAAUUCAAUGUACUGAUGAGAUAUGAAGAUUAUGAAAAAUGGUUAUGGACCGAGUGCUUUAAUUCUUCUGUUGUGUGUGCCCUUAAAUAUGGGAAGAAAAGAUGUACUGAGCUGCUCUACACUUGUGAAUUUUGCCAUAAUUCAUUCUUAGCCAAAGACAAGCAUUGCUCUUGUUGCCAUGGAACUUUCAAAAAGUUGGAUACAAAAUUUUCUCAGCAUGUUGCUGACUGUGAAGAGAAGAGAAAGUUAGAGCUAAAUUGGAAGCUUCGGCGUGCUUUUUCAUCUCUUUCCUCUAGAGUGCGGCUGGUCAAGGCAGAAUUAGCUUCUAUUGAGGUCUCAAUACCUUCAGAAGCACUCAAGUCACAUUGGACAGAGGCGUUUCGAAAAUCUUGGGGUAUCAAUUUGCUUUCUUUGACAACUGCAGAGGAACUUUUUCAGAUGCUUAACCUUCUAGAGGCUGCUGUUGUGCGAGAGUGCUUAUCUUCGAGUUAUGAAACCACCAAGGAUUUAUUAGAAUCAGCCAAGCUUGGAUAUCCCACAGAUGAAACAUCUUUACAACCAGGAUCUGUUCCUUUGCUGCCAUGGAUUCCGCAAACCACGGCAGCCUUGGCACUACGGCUUAUGGAGUUUGAUGCUUCCAUUGCCUACAUGAUGCAACAGAAGUCUCACCGAGACAGGGAAUCUGAAGAAUUUGUUAAGGUGCCCUCUCGUUUUGCUGUGGUGAGGAGCAUACAGGAAGUAGACCCAAUGGAGUCUCCAAACCAAGCACUGCACCCUAACCACGAAGACAACUGGACAUCUGAGCCCAGGCCUCUCCGAGGCUCUGGCCGUGGCCGAGGUAGUGGCAGUGGCCGAGGGCGAGGCCGAGGCAGGGGUCGCUCCACACGUGGUGGAAGAGGGGCUGGUGGGUCCCGUGCAGAAGCUUCUGGAAGACUUGUAGGGAAUGGAGAGCGGGCCCGACAUGGGCGUGGAGGUCGCAAAGGCCGUGGUCGUGGCCGAGGGCGGGGGAGAGGCUUGAUCAGGGCUAGGGUUAAGCCCAUAUUAGAGAGACGGAUAGAGGAAGAGGAGGAGGGGAGGGAGGUCAUUGACUCUAAGCAAAAGAGCGAGGAGUCUUCGAGUACAGGUGAGGAGUGGGUAGGAGAGGAGGCAACAGGUGAGAUGAUGAAUUAUGCCAUGGAGAAUGAGGGGGUUCGAUCUGAUGAGAGUAGUGAGGAAGAGGAGAAUGAGCAGGAGAGUGAGGAUGAGUUUGGGGAUGGAGGACCUAAAUAUGGGGUUGGUGGUGAUUAUGAUAGUAAGUCAGAGGAGGUGGAUGGUGAUGAGAGUGGAGACGAGGAUGAGGAGAGGGAUCAGAAUGGAGAGGAAGAGGAUGAGGAAGAGUCAGGAUCAAUAUCUGAGUACAGUGAUUAGAAGGGGGGGUUUUAGUAUAAAUAUGACGGUGAGUGGUCACGUUCAAUGUGGUUUUGUUUGGGGCGUCGGCACUUGGAAGCUAUUGUCUAGUUCUUCAGAUUGGUGGGAGCAUUGUUGGGCUUUGGAGGGAGGAUUAAGGGUGCAACCUCCAGGUUGUGGAGCUUUAGAGAGAUUGCAGUGUGUGCGGAGAUCGAUAAUUGUAUGGUAUAUUUUGUAGUUAAGUUUUUCAAGCUAAAAUAUUAUUUGUUAUCUCAUGUAUUUUUGCUUUCA
This is a messenger RNA of Amborella trichopoda, 6039 nucleotides long. Its product is annotated as homeobox-DDT domain protein RLT2. Gene Ontology annotation, biological process: regulation of transcription by RNA polymerase II. Gene Ontology annotation, molecular function: DNA binding. NCBI's taxonomy places the organism in Eukaryota, Viridiplantae, Streptophyta, Magnoliopsida, Amborellales, Amborellaceae. The record is from RefSeq and is a predicted model, not a curated record.